Trachymyrmex cornetzi is the source of this 1138-nucleotide messenger RNA. It is a transcript of the gene arg, whose product is annotated as arginase. Gene Ontology annotation, molecular function: manganese ion binding; arginase activity. Gene Ontology annotation, cellular component: nucleus; cytoplasm; cytosol. The record is from RefSeq and is a predicted model, not a curated record. NCBI's taxonomy places the organism in Eukaryota, Metazoa, Arthropoda, Insecta, Hymenoptera, Formicidae. Bases 122 to 1138 code for a protein of 338 amino acids. The transcript has 7 exons.
UUAUUCCAUAAUGUUGUCAAUAAGAUUUCCAUAUCAGACUGCAGUUAUAGGUCAAAGAACAGAUUAUUUCUUUGUAUGUAAUCGUAAAUAACUGCAACAAAGAAGAGAAAUAGAUUUCAAAAUGAAUAUAUUGACUAAAGUUCGCAUAAUUUCUAGUAAAGGUAUUCACUAUUACAGUAGAAAAGUUGGUAUAAUCGGAGUACCUUUUGAUAAAGGCCAGAAAAAAGAAGGAGUAGCUCGUGGACCCGAGACAAUCAGAGCAGCAAAUCUGGUAGACAAAUUGAAAAUAUUAGAUUUGGAUGUGCGAGAUUAUGGUGACGUGUGCUAUAAUAUAAGUAAUAUGAAUGAUGUACAAAAUAUGUCACAUUUGGGCCACGUGGCUAGUUGUAUGAGUAACUUAUCUAAACAAAUUCGACAAGUGUUACGCGAAGGUAGGCAAGCAUUAACAAUCGGUGGUGAUCACAGCUUGAGCAUUGGUACAAUUGAUGGACAUGUCAAGGAAAAACAAGAUGUGGCAGUAAUAUGGGUAGAUGCUCAUGCAGAUUUAAAUACUAACAAAACCAGUGAAAGUGGUAAUGUGCAUGGAAUGCCCGUAGCAUUAUUGACUUCGGAACUAGCUGAUUAUUGGCCGUAUUUACCAGGCAUGGACUGGCAAAUGCCAAUAUUAUCUAUCAGAAAUGUAGCUUAUAUUGGUUUGAGAUCUAUAGAUCGUUAUGAAAGAUUAAUAAUUGAAAAAUUUGGUAUUACUGCUUUUGGAAUGGAAGACAUAGAACGUUAUGGUAUUCACGAUGUGAUACAUAUGGCACUUAAUAAAAUAGAUUCUCAUAACUCAAGAUCUUUACAUGUCAGCUUUGAUAUAGAUGCACUAGAUCCGCUCGAAGCACCUAGUACUGGAGUACCAGUACGUGGAGGACUGUCUCUUAGAGAAGCAAUUCAUCUUAUGGAAGAAAUAUCUAGAACACAUAGAUUGAAUGCUAUCGAUUUAGUAGAAGUUAAUCCACAAAUUGGUAAUAAACAAGAUGUAAAAAUGACUGUACAAGCAGCCAUACACAUUAUCCAAGCAGCUUUGGGCUACUCAAGACGCGGUUUGAAAGUACCUGACGGUGUUACCGAUAUGCCUUUACAAACUUUCCAUUGA